Trichosurus vulpecula (common brushtail) is the source of this 3424-nucleotide messenger RNA. RefSeq names its product prune exopolyphosphatase 1 (gene PRUNE1). The coding region runs from base 136 to 1554 and encodes 472 amino acids. NCBI's taxonomy places the organism in Eukaryota, Metazoa, Chordata, Mammalia, Diprotodontia, Phalangeridae. The transcript has 9 exons. Gene Ontology annotation, molecular function: exopolyphosphatase activity. Gene Ontology annotation, cellular component: cytoplasm. The record is from RefSeq and is a predicted model, not a curated record.
GUGGAGGAGGCUGCGCCGCGCCCGCUCGAGCUCGGCCAUGGAGCGCUUCUUGCAGGGCUGCCGGACCGCCGUGCAGAUCUGUUGGAGAGGUGACCCUUCUCCGUGCCAAGGCCAACUUCUCUACACGUACCCCUGAUGUCAUUAUGUUGGAGUUUAGGGGUGCUGGGACCCCAGAGUACAGGCGGGUCCGGCCUGAAUGGAUUCAACUCAUGCUUUCUUUCAGCCAAAGAAUCCGGACCUCUUCAUGUUGUAUUGGGAAAUGAGGCCUGUGACUUGGACUCUAUGGUGUCUGCUCUCACUCUGGCCUUCUACCUGGAAAAUACAUCUGAGUCCAAGGCAGCCUUUGUGCCAGUUUUAAAUAUCCCACGCUCUGAGCUAGCUCUGAGAGGCGAUAAUGUCUUUCUGCUUUCGGAACUUAACAUCCCAGAGUCUUCCUUGAUAUUCCGUGAUGAAAUUGACCUUUAUGCUUUGCACCAGACUGGACAACUUACCCUUACCCUUGUUGAUCAUCAUAUCCUGCCAAGCAGUGAUGCAGUUCUAGAGAAGGCUGUAACAGAGGUAUUGGACCACCGGCCCUUGGAACAACAACACCUCCCUCCCUGCCAAGUGACAGCAGAGCUGGUGGGGUCCUGUGCCACUCUGGUAGCUGAGAGAAUCCUUCAGGGGAAGCCAGAAAUCUUGGACUGGCAAACUGCAGCACUUCUGCAUGGGACUAUAAUCUUAGAUUGUGUCAACAUGGCUCCUGAAGCUGGCAAGGUCACUCCAAAGGAUUCUAAAUAUGUGGCACAGCUAGAAGCCCACUUUCCCGACCUGCCUAGUAGGAGCAACAUCUUUGAGUCCCUGCAGAAGUCAAAGUUUGAUGUAUCAGGGCUGACUACAGAGCAGAUGCUGAGAAAAGAUUUGAAGACAAUCUCUGGGGAUGGUACCAUGCUGGCCAUGAGUGCAAUAUACAUGGAUUUGGAGGUCUUCCUUCAGAGAUCCAACCUCACAGCAGAGCUAGAUGCCUUCUGCCAAGCUCGUGGCUACGAUGCCCUUGUAGCAAUGACUAUCACUUUCACCCCUCAUAAUGAGCCAGUGAGGCAUCUGGUUGUUUUCUGUCCUAGCAUGGACCUCCAAAGUAUGAUCUGUGGAGCCUUGGAAUAUUCCCGAUCGCCACCUCUGAAUCUGACUCCAGCCCCAUCCCCCCACCCUAACCUCAGGGCCUAUUUCCAAGGAAAUGUUCAUGCUUCCAGAAAGAAAGUUCUCCCCAUCCUCAGAGAUGCCUUGUGGGGGCAUCCUGGUGCCAUGAAGACACCUUCAGGGACGCCUGGGCCAGAAGGCUGCUCUCAGGAGCCCAUGGAUGAUGAACUGGACAAAGCCAUUAAUACCUUGAUUCCUGAAAUGAGUCGAGAUGAGGAGGAACCUGUGCUGCCCCCCACACCUAUGAACAGCUUAGUAGAUGAGUGCCCUCUGGAUCAAGGGCUUCCUAAACUCUCAGCUGAGGCUAUCUUUGAGAAAUGUAGCCAGAUCACAAUGGCACGUUCCUCCACCAGUCCCCCCCAGAAGAAGAAGUGACAUAUGGGGUGGGAAUAGGGGGGAAGUUGCAGAACAUAGUGGGAGAAGGUGCCCAGCCCAGCUUGAAUGCAUGAUUUGAAAUAUGUAGGGAAUCUCUGUGAUUCUCUUUAUUGCUCCAGGACCCAGGUAUAUUAUUCACGUGGAUAUGGAAGGAGAUAGAAGUCAAAGAUAUGAUGGCUGUAGGGAUGGUUUUCUACCUUCCCUGCCAAUUCUCCACGAAUCAGCCAAUUUUCAUUAUUGAUUAAUUCUGGAAAUCUGCACUGACCACAUUCUUUUAUAACCCGGGGUAUAUGAAAAGGUAGAUAUUAAGAAGGAGAAGGAAAUGGUAUUAGGUGAACUCCAGCAAUGCCCCUGUCUGAACAAAGACCGGAUACCUCCCAUCAAACUGAGGGACAAAUCCAUUUGUUCAGCAAGUGUUUGCAUAUUCUGUGCUAAGUAGAGCAGAGAUGGCUUUGGAAACUUACACAGUUUUCAGCCUAUUUAUGAUACCUAGGAUCAUAAUUUUUCUUUCUGUCACUAUUGAGGUGAUAGUAUUUAACUUGAAAGUUAAAUUUCCAUUCAGCUGGUUCCAUAAAAUUAGUUGUGGACUCUCUGGCAUUGCAGAGGAUUAUACUUGAGGCCAGAUAUUGAGUCUCAUUUUUCUGAGCAGGUUACCAGGCUUUAGGGUUCUCCUAGUUCCCUUUUUCAGAGUGCCAGGGGUUCUUAAAGAUUUGUAUCUGAUCACAUCUUUGAGAGCUAAUCGGUGAAUCACUGUCAUCUCCGAAAGAUACUUUUCUGUCAAAGCAGUAAAACUGAAGCAAUGGUUCAUUCUCUCUUCGUUUCUCUGCCUCUCUCUGUGUCUAUCUGUCUUUGGACUGUCUCUUGUUUCUCUCUUCCCCUACCAUCAAUUUCUUUUGCCAGUAUUUACUCUCUCUUCAUAUAGGAGAACAAACGGUGUUGUGGAAAGGAUUUGACUGAAAGUCAGGAGAUUUGACUUCUACUGACUUUGGGUUUUAUUUUUAUUGAUGUCCUUUGUAUUUACAUCUGAAUUUGUAUUUACAUUUCUGAAUAUAUCCCACCUCAAUCUUCUACCCUGUGAACCAUCCCUUGUAACAAAGGUUUAAAAAGAAAGAAAACUCAAGUCUUAACUGUGGGACUAUGGGUGUCAGUCAACCUUGCUGAGCUUGUUUCCUCCUAUAUAAAAUGAAUUCAUCUUCAUUGAAUGAUCCCUAAGAUUUCUUCCUACUGUAAGUCUUUUAUCUGUCUCUCUCUGUUGUUGUCUUCUUUCUCCGUCAGUUUUCACUUGAGGAUGUGAAAUGGGAACAUAUUCUCCCUCUCCCUAACUAAGCCCAGCAAGGUCCAGUGUUGCUGAAUUGUGUGUUUGUGUGUGUGUGUGAGUGCGUGCGCGUGCGCUCACGUGAGAGAGAGAUUAGGCCAAAGGACUCAGCCUCAUGUAGCAUAUACAAGUAUAUGAAUCACCAUAUUUUAGUGAUUUAACUAGGAGCAGCCUUUCACUGACUCGAAUGUGUUUGACUCAGCCCUCUGUUCUUCCCCUUUAGUGUCCUCCUAUACCCCUCCAACAGGCCUGCUUCCCUUCCACUUCUUUAUGUUCCCAGAUGACCCAAGAAGGUGCUGCCAUUAACUUUACUGAGUAUUUAGGUACCUCCUACCCUUUGGCAUGGUGUCCCUCAGAGAGAGAGAGAGAGUAUACGUGUGUGUGUAUGUGUGUGUGUGUGUGGUGUAGGGAGACUGUUUCUUUGAAGGAUGUCUGCAGCCAUAUGAAAGAUAAAAGGCAAUGGCAUAAUCACUGAACCAAAGGAAUUUGUUUUGUAAUUGUGGGGAGUUUUAUUUUGCACUUUGUUAAGGCAUUAAAUGCAUUUUUCCUGUCCUG